Perognathus longimembris pacificus (Pacific pocket mouse) is the source of this 448-nucleotide messenger RNA. Its product is annotated as rho-related BTB domain-containing protein 3-like. The transcript is spliced from 3 exons. Gene Ontology annotation, molecular function: ubiquitin protein ligase binding. The record is from RefSeq and is a predicted model, not a curated record. Gene Ontology annotation, biological process: regulation of proteolysis; proteasome-mediated ubiquitin-dependent protein catabolic process. Gene Ontology annotation, cellular component: cytoplasm. The coding region runs from base 20 to 448 and encodes 142 amino acids. Lineage: Eukaryota; Metazoa; Chordata; Mammalia; Rodentia; Heteromyidae.
AACACCUUUCUUGUUGGGGAUGUGCUUUCUGUGGUCAUCAGAGCAGUCGUUCAUCACGUUUGUGUCUCUUAUUUCCCUUCUCGCAUCAGCUGGCAUCUUCCAGGCCAUGUGUCUCCUGAUCUGUGCUGAGAUGUACCAAGUGUCCAGGCUGCAGCACAUCUGUGAGCUGUUCAUCAUCACGCAGCUGCAGAGUACGCCCAGCCGGGAGCUCGCCUCCAUGAGCCUCGACAUCGUCGACCUACUCAAGAAAGCCAAGUUUCACCACUCUGAUUGCCUCUCCACCUGGCUACUUCAUUUCAUUGCCACUAACUACCUCAUCUUCAGUCAAAAGCCUGCAUUUCAGGACCUUUCAGUGGAAGAACACAGUUUUGUUGAAAAGCACAGAUGGCCAUCAAAUAGGUACUUGAAGCAGCUUGCAGAAUACAGGAAGAAUAUUCACUCCCGGUAA